This is a messenger RNA of Spea bombifrons (plains spadefoot toad), 6901 nucleotides long. It is a transcript of the gene NHSL1, whose product is annotated as NHS like 1. Lineage: Eukaryota; Metazoa; Chordata; Amphibia; Anura; Pelobatidae. The coding region runs from base 1323 to 6176 and encodes 1617 amino acids. The record is from RefSeq and is a predicted model, not a curated record. Gene Ontology annotation, biological process: cell differentiation. The transcript has 8 exons.
AACAUUACCCUUUAUCCAAAAGCUGCCAGAAUCACCCUCAUUUUAUGUACCAAUAUUCCUUCUGUUUUUAAGCAGUAUUAAUUUUCCAUGUCUCCUACUCUGUCUUCUAGAUGAGCUGCCUAAGAUCUUCCUUUGUUCCGUAAUUUUCAGCAAAUCUUAUUUUUUAUCCAAUAAUCUAUUAACUGUAGAACAUUAUUGACUCCCUAGUCUUUAAUUUAGGUGGACAGUUACAUUUUUUCAUAAUCGACUCCAAAGAAAGCUACAAGAUUGAAGGUAAUAAUUAGUCGGAACAUAUGGUAAUUACACUUAUGCAAGAGGAUUGGUUUUAGUAAGCCAAUUAGCAUGCAUAAAUACAAACUAGGAAAAAAGAACGCUUCACACACAUAUAACUGCAUUGUGUUUGAGUAAGUAGAAAUAUCAGUGCUUUAGGAUUAGGUAAAGAUUUGAGGGGGAUUUGUACACACACGUGUUAUAAGAACAACAAGAAUUCAGUUGGCAGCGAUAAGAUCUAAAAAGCUAUUUAAAUCAUUAUAAUCAAAAUCUUAUAAAUAUAUAAGUAUUGUAUCGGCAUUGACAAAAUGUGACAUGAUAUAAACACACCAGGUAUCUAAAAAGAUAUUAUGUAAAAUAUAUUUCAUACUGAUGUCCUACCAACCCGUUAUGUCUUUGGAGAGAUGGUGUCACAUCAUGAAUGCAAAAUCAAUACACAUAGUUUUUAAAAUCUCCCUUGGUUACAUAGUUUUAAGUAAUCUUUUGCAGAUCUACCAUCUGUGGCUGUGGCCUUGGUAAUUGGCAUUAAGGAGAUAGCAACAUAAUCUUAGAUUAGGAUUAGUAAAUGAAAUAGAAUUACCGGUAUAACGAAAAUAUCACCAACUACUCUGAAACCAGGCUUUCCUCCUGACUGUAACUUCUACACACUGGCUUUGUGAACCUCAAGAAGAAAUAUCUAAAACAUUGCUCAGUUUGGGGGAUUAUUUCGAUUUCUACUAGGAUUGCAGUGUGGUGGUAUCAGUCUGAAACAGCAAGCCAUUUGCAAGAUAUCUUAACAUAAAACAACAAAAAAAACAAAAUCAUAUUUAUCUUGAUCAGCCAUCUACAAAUGUCGGUGAUAAGGACCGUCAAAGAGUAAGGGAAGAAACCGCUUUGCACAGCAACAAAAGUACCAAAGAAAAGUGCUUUGUCACGGCAAAUUCUUCUUGGGAUCUGUGUCUUUCCUUUUUCCUUUUGUCCAUGGAUUUCUGAGCAGAGGGGAAGGCCAAGCCACUCCUGCUUUGAGCUUCCCACUGGGAAUACAGGGGCAUCCUCAGCAGCAGUAUCUCACAAUGAUUGCAUACAUUCAUUGCCUGCCUGCAGACCCGAUGGUGGGCUGCUUACACAGGGCUAAGUGGCAGGCCUAUUGCGAUGAGGAAGAACAAGAGCUCAUUCCACUUUACACCUUCAAAAUGGGAAACUCGGUCACCAAAAAGAAUGGGCGCAGUCGGAAAAAGUUGUCUAGCGAAGAGGACAACGAGUUCUGGCCAACUGUUUCUAAUCUAGAUGAGGAAAGUAAAUGGGCCGUACACUACACGGCGGGCUGGCACCAGCAGGAAAAUGUGUUCCUUCCCUCUUCCAGACCACCAUGUGUAGAGGACCUGCAUAGAGAAGCGAAGCUGAACCUGAAGACUGUGUUACGAGAAUGUGACAAGCUUCGGAGGGAUGGAUAUCGCAGUUCCCAGUACUAUUCUCAAGGACCAACUUUCUCAUCCUCCAAUAUGGUUUGCACGCAUUAUCAAGAAGACGACGAACAACAGGAUCGCAAGUUUUCUGUUUCUUCAAGCGAAGAGGAAAAGCUUCUGCCAGGGAAAAGGCCUAAAACUCCAGUUUCACAAGAAUUCUCUGAUACUCACACCAACUGGACUAAGUCACUCCCGCUUCCCACUCCAGAGGAGAAGAUGCGCCAGGAGGCGCAGGCAAUACAGACUGAUGUGAUACCAAUAAAUGUAUCAGGGGAGAAUUUCGACCGCCAGGCCAGCUUCCGGCGGUCACUUAUUCACACAGAUACUGUGGUAAGGCGGCAGAAGAAAGUCAAAAGGAGAAAGACUAUAACAGGCGUUCCUGACAACAUACAAAAGGAGCUAGCAGCAGGUACUGGACAGAAAGAGUUCAGAGGACAUUCUUUGCAUAUACCGGAUGACUAUAACCCACUGGACACCUGUCGACCUGCAAUACAGCGUACAGAUAUGAGAGAUUUUAGCUGCCAGACUGAUGAUAUAAAGGUAAUUCCCCCAUCAGUCAGAAGAAUCCGAGCACAGAAAGGGCAAGGUAUUGCAGCUCUCAUGUCCAGUUCAUCAGGAAACAUGUCUACACUCAAUGACUCUGCAGGAUCUUCUCCACGAGUGAAUGGUGAGCUUAACUUCCGUAGCUUGCCAAGGCCAGGAGCGCGAGUCUGUCUGCAAUCCCUUGAGCAGAAGCCUGGUGAGAUCAACCAGAUAGAGGACUCUUUCAUUUCUUUGCCACGCCAGCUAAGCAAAUUACAAGUGGAUAAUACUGUAAUUCACUUGAGGAAUAACCCCAGAGCUGGAUCUCUUCAGAGGCCAAAAUCCCAAGAGGUUAGGGGCUCUGAAGAUGAGGUUUUUUCAAACCCAGCAUGCACAGUCUCACCACAUGCUGCAUAUUCAACCAGCGUCAUUCCAAAUGCCAUGCUGUCGUCUUCUUCUGAAGUGAUUGCAAUUCACACCUCUCAAAGCACUGGACAAUUGGAAAGCAAAGUAUCGCCCCACUGUUCAUCUUCGCAUAGUAAGACCAUGUGUCGGGAUCGUAAUGUAAGUGUUAAAGAUGUCAAUCGUUCCCUAAGCGGUAACUACAGUUCUACUAGACACUCACAAACCUCUGAUACAAUGUCACCAAAUGCCGUAACAGUGAUCGCCAUACGUGACUCAAGGAAUCUAAACAAUAUACCACAGGCCAUGAGCUACAAAAUUGAUGCUGGCUUCAACAGCCACUCACAGGACAGCGACACACAUAGUGAAUCAAGCUGCUCAGAUGGCAGACAACGAAAUGGCAGCAUAACCAGCAGCAUUGCUAGUGCAGACCAUUGGUCAUAUGAAAUGGGAGAGAAUGACCCUAGGGGUCUCUCAAGAAAACUGCCAUCUGCUGUCUCAAGCUCUCCUGUAAGUAACAUGAGUACCUGUAGUUCAGAGAGAAAAGCAGACACAAGCUCUUUGUACUCUGUGGAUCAUGAUGGCUAUUACACAUCCAUGCAUGUUGAUUCUGGUAUAAGCUCAUGUAGCCAAAACAAUAUAAUUCAUAACCCUAGACACAGCGUAAUUAAUAUCUUUGAUAAGAAGGACACUGGCAGUGUAGAUUCCAAGUCAAACUACAGUGACAGGUCACUCACACGAAGCAUAUCUUUAAAGAAGCCAAAAAAGCCCCCUCCACCUCCUUCUAGAACAGACUCACUUAGGAGGCCACCGAAGAAACAUGUUAAGUCCAAUGGGCAGGUGCUCAGUGAAACACUGAUUGCAUCACUUCAGCAAUCCUUGCACUUAAACCUUAAAGGCAAAACCAGUAGUUCAGCUUCACAAAGCCCCUGCAGUGACUAUGAAGAUCCUUGGGUCCUUCGGUCACGCAGCCAAAGUACAGUCAGUGCAAGUAGUAGUGGAAUGUCAGCUACAGCCACCAAUCUGUACUCAAUAUGUGCUGUCACUCCCUCACAGAGCGAAACAAGCAGCAUAAAAUCUGAGUACGCAGAUCAAUGGAGUUACGUUAUAGACUAUGCACGGACUUCUGAUGAGCAGCCAAAACACUCUCCAAGCAGAUCAUCUGGAAUUAAUGAUUACAAUACAUGUGAAGUGCGCUGUGGAGUGAAGGUUUCCAUGCCAAAAUAUCACGGAGGCAUAGCCAAACCAAAUGGUACAUCUCCAGAGAAGCCCUGUAGAGUGACUUCACCAUCUAGUGGGUAUUCAAGCCAGUCAAAUACCCCCACCACCUUGACACCUGUACCUGCACUAUUAAAAAACAUGUCUCCCGGAAAUGUAAAAAACAAAAUGAAGCCUAAAGUGCCUGAAAGACGAUCUUCUUUGAUAUCAUCAGUUUCCAUUUCAUCUUCAUCCACUUCACUUUCAUCAAAUACAUCAGAUUCUAUACAGCAAAGCGUUAAAAAGUCUAAUGUAAUUUUAACUCCACUUCACACUCCCCCAACACCCCCACUCACUCCUGACCCACCUUCCCCACCUUGUAUGGAUGUAGUAGAUAUUGGCACAGUGCCAUCUUCUCCUAAUUUCCCACCACCACCUCCGGAGGUAACAAUGUUCCCAUCUAUUGCUGAUGAAACGUCAUGGGCUCCACAAUCCCAAAAUACUGAUAAGUGUUCACCUGUAAGUUGUCCUCCCCCUCCACCACCACUCAUCAUGCACUCCAAGGUCCCUCCUCCUGCUCCUCCCCUAAACACUAAGGUGCUGAAAACAAAGAUUGAAACAACUCUACAAAGAAAAGAGGAGAAUGAUAAACCUCUCAAUAAUCAGGACAACAAACAGGAACUUCUAAGACCAGUCACUCCUCUUGUUACAACUCAUGCAUUGCAAAUGGUACAGUUAAGGUCUGUUAAAAAAUCAUUAAAACUGGAAAAUGAAAAAUUAGCUGAGCAGGAGCCAGAACCCAAACCUCAGAAUGAAACGUCAUCCUUAUUUUCACGGCCAUCUUUAGUACCAUCUGCCACCCUAGAUCUCAACACUAGUGUUUACAACAGAGAAAAUAAAAAUUGCAAUACGACAGAUGAGCUGCAAUCUUCUGAAUUUCAGAGUAAUACAGUUACAUUAACCACAGUUAAGGUAUCGGCAGAAAAGACAUUUCCAGAACAGAAGUGCGAGGACUUGUAUCAAACUAAUACGCACAAUGGCAACACAACAAUUGUGUCCGAAAUGUCAUCUCCAGAAGAGAAACCAAGCACUUCACAAACUACGCCAAAUGCAUCUCCCAACAAGAAGCCUCCUCCUGUUUCAAAGAAACCCAAAUUGUUCCUUAUCGUUCCACCUCCACAGCUUGAUUUGGCAGGAGAAAAAAUAGCUCAAGUCAAUGAGAAUGUGAGAAGCUUGCCAAAUGCCUCAGAAAGAGAAUCUACAAGCGAACAUUGUGAAGAGGUAGAUGGACGAAGAGCAGCUGAAAACGAUCCAAAGGAAGCUGUUGGUUUAGCUUAUCCAGUAGGAGAAGCUGGUUUAUCCUCUUGUGAAGUAGAAGUAGAAAACAUAUUUCUUACCCCCCACUUACACCUGGAAACUCAAAAUCUUCAGAAAGAGGGUGAACAACUAACAAUGUCAGAGGUGGUUCAUACUCCAGAGAGCAAGACUGCGAGUCCUAGAUGUGACCAAAAAGUACUAGAGGAAGAGGAAAGUGUGUUUGAGACAGGAAAUAUAAGUGCUUCCCCACUGCAGACAAGCAGUUGCAAAGAGGAUAAUAAGGAGCAAGUGAUGACCCCAACAAGACCAAGGACCACAGAGGAUCUUUUUGCAGCAAUUCAUAGAUCCAAAAGGAAAAUUCUUGGCCGCAAGGAUUCUGAUGAUGAUCGUAGAAAUCACUCUCCCUCUCCGCCUGUCACACCAACCGGAGGUCCACCAAAUAUCAGUACUUUCAAGCAGACAGGAGCAAUCCAAAGAAGCAUUCGUAAAUCCAGUACCAGCAGCGACAACUUUAAAGCUCUCUUGUUGAAGAAGGGAAGUAGGUCAGAAUGUGGGUCACGUAUGUCUGCAGCAGAAAUGCUGAAGCACACUGAUCCAAGGUUUCAGCGAUCCAUGUCAGACACAACAAUGGACCACCCAGAAAGCCCAACUUUGACCUCACCAAACAAGAACAAGAGGGCACAGGAGGAAUGGGCCAAGAGUGAAGGACUCAUGCCCAGAAGCAUGUCAGUCUCGGGGACCAGAUACAGCCGUUCAAGAACACCUCCUUCUGCAGCAAGCAGCAAGUAUAAUGUCCGUAGCCGACUCCAGAGCAGCCCUAUGACUGUAAUUUGUGAAGGAGAAGGUGAAGCUGUUGAUACUGUAGAAAGCUUCCCAAAGAUGCCGCUUAUAAUCACAAAGAGCCUUGACAGGUUUGAUAGAUCUGAUUCUGGAAUUAAUGAAUCUGUGGAUUCCGAAGGGAACAAUGACAAAGUUGAUAUAGACUUGAUGAGUAGACUUUUACAAAGUGAAGAAAAAAGCUAAGGUUUAUCUGGGGGGCUGAUCAUUCUAAUCAAAAUGCAACCAGUCCCAGCGAAGCACUGAGAAUGACCUGGACACGGACUAAUGUUGGAUGUACCAGGCACCUGUAAUACUAAAUGGUAAUGCAUUGCAGUGUAUUUAAAGUAGUGAUUGGCAGGGAUGACCUGUUGUGCAGUUAGUGCAAGAGGUUGGAGUUGUCAAAAACUACUGAUGCUUCUUCUGGAGUUGGAUCCUUUAAAACUCAUAUUGGGAAGAAAGGGGCAAGCGUAUUCAGGAAAGCUGACCCAAGGAUGCGAUAUCAGGUUGAUGAUCUGCAGUCAGAUCCUAGCUUUCUGGAGGUAAUGGAAGUUGUAAUCCAAUCACUUUUGCUAAGCAAGCAUAUAGCAAUGCGUGCUGUAUUGUAUUAGGUUAAAAUAAAGCAAGUUCUAUUUAACAGGGUAUGGUUAAACUAGAGACACAUUGCUGGCAUGAUCUGGAUCAUAAUCCAAGCCUUAUACAUUGAGUGCUAUUGGUGGCAGAUAGAGUCUUGUCAGUUUAACCCGAGCAGAUCUUUGGUUUAUAAUUAUUCUGGUACUAUUUUUUUCAGAAUCCUUCCUAUUAUUAUUAUUAUUAUUAUAGUCAUUAGCUCCUGUUGUGUAUUUUCAGCUGCUGUGCAGCGGUACAAUUCCAGGUUUAUUUCUUCAUUAGGACUUCAUUUGUCAAAAAUUAAAGAAAAUACAAAAAAAAAA